CUCACAGCGACGGUGUCAAUACUACGUAGUACAAAAGUCGAGUGAGUAGCUACGAUGUCGGAGCAGAUCACGGAGCAGCAAGUGGUGGCUACGUACAAGAGUCUGCGCGCCGAGGUGCGCCAGAUGGCUGAGAAGAUCUCCGAGCUGGAGGUGGAGACCACGGAGCACGACCGCGUGAUCCAGACGCUCAACGAGCUGCCCAAGGACCGCAAGGCCUAUCGCAUGGUGGGCGGUGUGUUGGUGGAGCGUACAGUACAGGAGGUGCUGCCCGCUGUAACGGCCAACCGCGAUGGUAUUGCGCAGGUGCUGGCUCAGCUGAACGAGAACAUCAAGCAGAAGGAGAAGGCCGCGGACGAGUGGCAGCGGAAGUACAACAUCCAGGUGCAGCAGUAAGAAGGAUGGCUGCACGAUAGUCACGAGGGUUAUAGAUUCGUGACGACGUCAGACGUUAGUCCGUUGAAAGAACAAGAAGGGCUAUUUAUCCUAUCGCAGCGGUACAGUUGUUGCACGUUGCAUUGCUUUGAUAUUGGUAUUAUACAGAAUGGUCGACUGGGUCAACUUCAUAACUUAGGACUUGCCAGCCCCCUCCGUUAACGCAUGCAUGAG
Messenger RNA from Phytophthora nicotianae INRA-310, 606 nucleotides. RefSeq lists its product as hypothetical. The record is from RefSeq and is a predicted model, not a curated record. Gene Ontology annotation, cellular component: cytoplasm; prefoldin complex. Gene Ontology annotation, molecular function: protein folding chaperone. Gene Ontology annotation, biological process: protein folding. NCBI's taxonomy places the organism in Eukaryota, Oomycota, Peronosporomycetes, Peronosporales, Peronosporaceae. The transcript has a single exon. Bases 55 to 393 code for a protein of 112 amino acids.